Messenger RNA from Piliocolobus tephrosceles (Ugandan red Colobus), 946 nucleotides. It is a transcript of the gene FAM167B, whose product is annotated as family with sequence similarity 167 member B. Lineage: Eukaryota; Metazoa; Chordata; Mammalia; Primates; Cercopithecidae. The record is from RefSeq and is a predicted model, not a curated record. Bases 200 to 691 code for a protein of 163 amino acids. The transcript is spliced from 2 exons.
AUACUUGGCCUCACACAACCAUCUGCUCACUCACCUUGGCACACUCAGCCCCCCAACCCACCUUCAACAUUGACCACUGCACACUCCCUGGCGCGCUCUUCUCACCCUCAGCUUCUACUACCUCUCCCUGGGCAAUAUUGCCAGCCUUUCCCUAAUUCCAGAGCUGCAGCCCUGCCCUGUCACUCACCUCAAACCUGCCAUGUCCCUGGGGCUACUGAAAUUCCAGGCAGUGGGUGAAGAGGACGAGGAGGAUGAGGAAGGGGAGAGCCUGAACUCUGUGAAGGCACUGACAGCCAAGCUACAGCUGCAGACUCGGCGGCCCUCAUAUCUGGAGUGGACAGCCCAGGUCCAGAGCCAGGCCUGGCGCAGGGCCCAAGCCAAACCUGGACCAGGGGGACCUGGGGACAUCUGUGGUUUCGACUCAAUGGACUCCGCCCUUGAGUGGCUCCGACAGGAGCUGCGGGAAAUGCAGGCGCAGGACCGGCAGUUGGCAGGGCAGCUGCUGCGGCUGCGGGCCCAGCUCCACCGGUUUAAGAUGGAUCAAGCCUGUCACCUGCACCAGGAGCUGCUGGAUGAGGCCGAGCUGGAGCUGGAGCUGGAGCCCGGGGCCGGCCUGGCCCUGGCCCCGCUGCUGCGGCACCUGGGCCUCACGCGCAUGAACAUCAGCGCCCGGCGCUUCACCCUCUGCUGAGGAACACCUGUGCCCCCUGACUCCCCGCCCCCUUUCCCAAUGCUGCUUCCCCUGCCUGUCUGGGAAGAGGAAAGGGAGGGGUGCCCCAGAGGCACCAGCUCCUGGCGGGGGAGGAGGAACGUUCAGGUUUCUGAGAGCUGAAUUCCAAGAGUGCAAAACCCCAGCAUCCUGUUUCCUCUGCUGCCCCAGCUGGGAGGGGGACGAGGAGGAUCUCACACCCUCAAACUCCUCAAUAAACGCCCUCUCUGGUUCCCA